ACACCCAUAGCUCACGAUGCUGAACAAGUACUCCGGACUUCUACUCUAUCUGAUCGCUGGAGUCAUCGGCUGGAGCGAUUACCGCCCAACGCACUACGAUCUCCAUCUGAGGACGGAGCUUCAAACCGGAGCCGGGGAACUCCAGGGAACGGUUCGGAUCUCGCUGGAUGUGGUGCGACCAACCGGGAACAUCGUCCUUCAUUCACUCGCACUCUCGAUUCGGAACGUGAGUUUGUUUGAUUCGAACGUUCUGCAGAAGCUGAAAGUGACUUUUGAUGGCUAUAAACAUCAGCUGAUUUUGAUUGCUGAUCGCGAGCUGAGUCCUGGAAGUUAUGAGCUUUGGAUUGAGUUUACGACAAAUACGAAUUACGGCUGGAAUGUUCAGUCGUAUGUGGAUGAGGCGCGAGUUCGGAAGUACGUCGCGGUGACGAGAUUUGAGCCGACGUACGCACGAGCGGUGUUCCCGUGCUUUGACGAACCGAGAUUCAAGGCGACCUUCUCGUUGGAGGUUGUGCACCAUGGGAAUCUUUCGGUGAGCUCGAAUAUGCCACAAAUUGGUUCGCCAAGAUACGUCGACGAAAAAUACGUGGUGUCUCGGUUCGAACGGUCUCCAAGGAUGUCGACAUACCUGCUGGCGUUCGCCAUUACUGAGGGUUACAAGUCGUUUAAGAGCGGUCAUCACGUAAUAGAGGCCCGGCCUUCAGUAUUGUACAAGGCACUGGACUCAUUUUUAAUAGCAGAUGAACUUCUGGACGAAUACACUGGACUACCGUAUCGUAACUACAUGCCCAAGCUGACACAUCUGCAGAUUCCCAUGCAAGCUGACAGCUUUGCAAGCGAUAACUGGGGACUCAUAGUCCACACUGGGAACAUCCCCGUGACUCCGAGUACGAUCAGUCAUCAGGUGGCGCACAUGUGGUUCGGAAACUUGGUGACUCUGGAAUGGUGGGACAACACGUGGCUCAAGGAAGGAUUCGCCGAGCUGUACGCGUACUACGCACUGGAUCUGGCUCGUCCUUCCGAACACUGGAUGGAGUGGUUCAACGUGGUAGUCAAGCAAGUUGGGUUGCAAGGUGGGUCGCGUCUCGACAGGAUUACCAACGUCGGUUGUAGGACUUCGGAACAAAUCAAACGCAGCUACCAGCCUAGGAUAUUUGAGCGAGCUGCCAGCGUGCUGAACAUGAUCCGACAGAUUGUAGGAGAUUCCAGCUGGCAGCAGGUUGUUAGAAGCUUCUUAAAGAAUCACCAGCUAGAUACGGUAGUUCCGAGGAAUCUGUACAUGGAGCUGAGGCAGGUUACCGCAGGAUCCGAGCUAUUCCCAAAGAACAUCAGCAUCGUGAAAAUCAUGAACACGUGGAUGAUGAACUACAGAGUUCCGGAGCUAACCGUUGAACGACGGUAUAACGAUAAGACUAUACACAUUACACAAACUCAGAUGGAUCGGAAUAGUUCCACUGAAGGGUACUUUUUUUGGAAAACGUCCAAACUCUGGAGAUUGCGAGACCAGAACCAAACUUGGAUCAUUCCGUACAACUACGCACAGGAGUCCGACGCAAACUUUGACGAGGUCGGGCCUAUUCAUUGGCUCGCAGAGCCAAGCAAAGUAAUACCAACUAACGCCUCCUCCAACGAGUGGAUCCUACUCAGCAAGCGUCACUUCGGACUAUACCGGAUCAACUACGACGAGCAAAACUGGAAGCUGCUCGCUCGAGCCCUUCGCUCGAACAUCUCCUGCAUGCCCCGAGAGAAUCGUGCCCAGCUGCUAUCGGAUGCGCUCUACUUCCACGAAAAGGAUCAACUCAACAAGAGCGUCCUGUUCGAGCUGCUCACCUUCCUGUCAAACGAAACGGAAUCACUGGUCUGGCACGCUGCCCUUCCAGUCAUAGCCUCGUUCAAGCAAGACUCGAGAGCGGUCAAGUACCAGGAAUACUUCCAAAUCUCCCUGGAACAUCUCACAGCCCGCUACUACGACACCAUCCUGUCAACUUCACCCUCAUCCCACCACGACCAAUCCGUCCGCAAAGCGGUCACCUCCCUGGCCUGUCAGCUCGGCAACCCCGACUGUCUCACCUCCGCCCACGCCAAGUUCCAGCAGGCAUACCGCUCCUGCAACAGUACCGACCUGCCGUCGGACGACGCCCUCCACGUGUUCUGCUUCGGACUUCAGCAUGCCAGCGAUCGGGAGUUCGGCUGGUUGCUGGGACAAUUCGAUGCCGGUGACAAGGGUAAGCGAAAGCAGUUGAUCGAGUAUCUUGCUUGCGUCAAGCAACCGAACCGGUUGCGAACCGUGAUCGAGCGGGUCAACGAGGACAAGGCUGACCUGGUGGACGGGCUGUACCGGGGGUUGAAAAUGGAUCUCGGUGAAGGGUCGUGCUGGCGGUUGGUGGAACUGCUGCAGGAUCGAAAGUUCACCGAGCGGAUCCGUACCGCGGUUGUUCGCAAGCUGCUGAUGGUGAUGAAUGAGAGGAUGCAGUCGGAGCAAGCGGAAAGGGCGGUCUGGGAGGUUCGGAACAGGGUUGAGAAUCGGUUGCGGGAGUUUGGGAUUCGGGAUUGGCGGACUUAUCGCAAAGUGGAGCUGGAGGACCCCAACGGUGCGAUAAACAAGCUGCUGGAACAUUCUUUUGCAACGGCCCAAGUAGAUGACUUUUUCACUAUCAGGUAUAGAUCAGACCUUAUCAAAAGUAUGCUGGAAAUGUGAAGAACUGUCGCAAUACUUAGGUCAAUAUGACGUAAUCUUGUAAGUUAACAAGCAGCUUAUCCCAUUUACACUCAAUGUAAACUAGAGUGAGCAUGAUGAACUGUUUGUUUACAUCCAUAGAUACGUCAAGAUAACAGAUAAUAGCAACACGAAACAGCUGUCACUCUAAAAUGUCAACUGAGAGGCUAGUCUAUCAUAAGAUUGACGCCACUUUGAAAAUAUUGUGUAGAAGUGCAUUUCUCCAUGGCAGAAGAAUGUAAACAAUCACAAAGUAAUAAUCUGUGUUGUCACACAGCAACUUUAUUUUUUUUAUUU
This is a messenger RNA of Culex pipiens pallens (northern house mosquito), 3013 nucleotides long. Its product is annotated as glutamyl aminopeptidase-like. Bases 17 to 2698 code for a protein of 893 amino acids. Gene Ontology annotation, cellular component: cytoplasm. NCBI's taxonomy places the organism in Eukaryota, Metazoa, Arthropoda, Insecta, Diptera, Culicidae. The record is from RefSeq and is a predicted model, not a curated record. Gene Ontology annotation, biological process: peptide catabolic process; proteolysis. Gene Ontology annotation, molecular function: metalloaminopeptidase activity; zinc ion binding; peptide binding. The transcript has a single exon.